Molecule: messenger RNA, 1537 nt
Organism: Bufo bufo (common toad)
Lineage: Eukaryota; Metazoa; Chordata; Amphibia; Anura; Bufonidae
Product: granulocyte-macrophage colony-stimulating factor receptor subunit alpha-like
Exons: 11
Coding region: 26-1306 (426 amino acids)
Biological process (GO): cytokine-mediated signaling pathway
Cellular component (GO): external side of plasma membrane; membrane
Molecular function (GO): protein binding; cytokine receptor activity
Source: RefSeq, a predicted model, not a curated record
UCAUACAGACAGAUCUGCCAAGAACAUGUCAUCCAAACUGAGGUCUGAAAGUUUAAAUUACCAGAAAAUGGUGCAUUCAUUGUGUCUCGUAUUUUUUAUCUGCAUCUGGUUUCCUCUUAAAACAGCGUGUAACCAAGAUAAGACUACUGAAGAAGAAAAUAUUGUUCCAUUACUUAAAGAUUUCAAAAUCAUCCUUUCUCCUGGACUCAUCAAUAUUACCUGGAACUGUAAUAUAACAAAGUCCAUGGAGGCAUAUUAUUAUAAGGUCAAUCUUCAGAAAGGACAUCGUGUAACGCUGAACGUGUCCACCUAUACAUAUAUAUACAAGAUUCCUGAAAAAAUUGAAUUCACAAUACACAAAGGGUUGAGUGCCCAACUUUUAGUAUUCAAGUCUAAGAACAUUGUAUAUCGUGGUGAAACGAUAAUAUAUAUGCCUGAAGGUAAGAAUAAUUCGGCUGCUGAAAAUUUUGCCUGCAUGAUAUACAAUGUUUACAUCAUGAACUGCUCCUGGACUGUGGGCAAAGAAGCCCCUGAAGAUACUCAAUAUUCUUUGGUUCUCAGGCAGGAGAAUGUGUUCAUCAAGUGCCAAGACUACAGAACCGAUUCCUUUGGAAGACAAGUAGGAUGUGUGUUAAACCGUCCAAAUAUUACUUUCAAAUUUAAAGUUUACGUAGAAGUGUUGGGAUUAAGCAACCAAACUUCAAUUCAGUUCUUCGAUCACCUAUAUGAGCCAAUUCAUGAUGUCAUUUUAGAUCCUCCAAGAAACAUAACGCUAACAUAUAAUUCAGAUGAACUUGAAAUUAAAUGGCAGAAGCCAGAGACGCAUGACAAAAUUGAAGAAACCUGCUUCAUGUACAGUAUUAGAAUCAAACACAAAGGGGGAAUUGACAUUGAGGAGACUAAUGAAUAUGUCUAUAAAACUGCUAAAUUCCAUCAGAAUGAAAAACUUAGUGUAACCAUGGGGGCAAAAUGGCAAGAUUGCUCAAAUUAUCAGGAGUGGAGUACAUGGAGCGAACCACAUACAAUUGGAUACGAUUCUGCGGAGUUAACACUUUAUCACAUUUUGACUGUACUAGGAGUAGGCACAGCUAUUAUUCUUAUUUUAAUUUUAUUUCUAUGCUACAGGUUCAGAAUAUGGAAGAAACUGUUUCCACAAGUUCCUAGGCCCUCAUUAAAAUUAUUUUACCAAGUCGAACAAAAAGAAAAAUCCGAGCAAAGCAAGUCUGUAGUUGAAAUUCCAUUCAUGAAAAAAGAUGAAGAUGAAUUCAUAUGUUCUUAUGUUACUGAAAUUCCAGAAAAUCUCUAAACCUAAAAGGUUUAUUCCUAUCAAGACAUUUAUGACACAUUCAUAGGAUAUACUAUAAACGUCCAGUAGAUGCCUGUCCCACCUCUGGACCCUACUCCUACCUCAAGAAAUGGACCCCGUCAUGUGCUGCAGUGGAUAAAGAGAAGGCCGCGCAUGCACUGUUCACUCCAUUGACUGCUAUGAGACUUCUGAGAGCCAUGCAUGUGUGGCCUUCUCUUCAUUCACUGCAGU